UCCAGCUCGUCAGUCGAUUCAGCACUCUAGAAAGAAGAAGGCCAGCAUGUCGUUGUCUCUGUCACGCAUGCUGCUCGACAGGUUCUUCCCCGACGCUGGCGUCGGUGACGCACGGCCGCCGAUGGACUGGAAAGAAACGCCGGAGGCGCACGUGUUUAAGAUGGACAUCCCGGGUCUGCCCAAAGAGCAGGUGGCCGUAGAGCUGGUGGACGGCCGGAUCCUGCGCGUCCGCAGCGGCAAACAGGAUCAGGAUGAUGCCAAGGCCGACAUCGUGGGUCACGAGCAAAAGGGGGAGAAGGGCGACGCCGUGAGGUGGCACUGCAGGGAGAGGGCGGAUACAAGCGCGUUCGUGACGCAGUUCCGGCUGCCCGAGGACGCAGCCGCGGACGAGGUGCGCGCCGCCAUGGCGGACGGGGUGCUCACGGUGACCGUUCCCAAGCGGAAGGUCGGCAAGAAGCGGCAGCACGGCGGCAAGAAGCCCGUCUGCUGCAGGUUCUGGCCCUGACGCCACGCGACGCGACGAGGCAGUCAACGAGACUUGCGAGCCGGAGGAGAGUCCCUGUGGUCUCCGCAAAGUUGCAUGGUUUGGUGCGUGCGUGACAUUGUAAAUAGGUGCAUUCGUCUGCUUGCUUACUUGUAGUGAACUGAAUCUCUUUGCGUUGGACUUGUGAGAUGUGAACCUGUAAAUUCUGUUGCUUCCCGUCAUCCGUUGUAACAAAAUUCAGGUUGUGGUUUGAGGUUUUUGUUUCCACGAUCAGCUUGCCAAUUUUGUGUUGCUUCCAAAGGUGAAAGCAGAAUCACAUAUGAUUACUGAUC
Messenger RNA from Phragmites australis (common reed), 816 nucleotides. Its product is annotated as 17.8 kDa heat shock protein-like. The transcript has a single exon. The record is from RefSeq and is a predicted model, not a curated record. Gene Ontology annotation, biological process: response to hydrogen peroxide; protein folding; protein complex oligomerization. Lineage: Eukaryota; Viridiplantae; Streptophyta; Magnoliopsida; Poales; Poaceae. The coding region runs from base 47 to 505 and encodes 152 amino acids.